GCGAUGUGCCCAGCACUCGAUCGAUCACAGAGAGCAAGCCACCUGUCAAUCUUCAGGCAAGCAAGCCGACAAGCAAGGCGACGCAAGCAACAAGGACAAGGGGGUGUUUCACAGUUGCUGUCACCGCUUCCCCACGAACAACGGGUUACGUUACGUCAACAGGCCGCCGUUCCCCUCUUUUGGUGAGGAAUUCCCCAUUUACUUCUUCAUCUUCCAACACUCAGCCAAGCAGGAAAGACCGGUCUCGCUCAAGAGUCGACGUGUUUGGUACUCAUCUUCGCAUUGCGACCCACUGCUCCCAAGAGAAUUCAACACCUCAGCUUGGCUCAGUGCCACCCCACGCACGCAUACAAACGAGCGUACCGACGCAGACGCAUACGCAGACACGCUGCCUUCACCGCGACAUCUGCGAGGCGUUUUUUUUUUUUGUGCCGUGAGCGUGUGCGGCGCCUGGCUGUGGCAUGGCCCAGACGUUUCCUGUUGCUCUCGAGUGUGCGGUGAGGGAACCACCAUCAUCGGCACGCACGGCAGCCACACAGCAGCUGCUACCAGCCACCACGGUCCCUGGCGUCAGAGCAACCGCUGCAACCAACACUUCGAGGCAGGGCAUUUCUGUUGCGCCUGCUAUGAUUGCGGUCGUGCACAGCACAAUGACGGCCGGGCACAGCGAUGGCGAGGAAGGGGGUGUCACGCCGCACCACGAGGAGUCAGUCAAGACGGAGGAGGGACAGGAGGGACAGGAGGGCAAUGCCGGUGGCGGUGACGAUGACCGCAGAGACAACCAACGCAAUCACAACGGAGAGCAAACUGAGGGCGGUGGUUGUAACAGAGGAGUGGGUGAUGCUGGUCAUGACACAGGCGACUGCGCCACCAACAACGACGAUAACGAUGAUGAUGAUGGUGAUGAUGAUGAUGGUGAUGAUGAUGAUGAUGGUGGUGGUGGUGGUGAUGAUGAUGACGAAAACGGGCGUGAAAAUGAGCACGAGGAUGGCAAUGCUGGGCGUGCUGCUGCUGAAGGUGAGGAAAGAGCUACAGUCGCCAAUGGUGGCGGCAACAGCGGCAGCCACGAGAAAGCGGGGAGCGCCCAUGGCGGUGCGACGGAGGAGGUAGCAAAGGAGCAGCAGGUGAUGGCAGCAACGGCAGGGCAGCCAGACGUCAAACAUGGCCCGAAGCACCCAGCGCUGCUGGAAGAGGAAGCGGAUGAUGACGUGGAGAGCGAGAUGAGGAACGUGGCGGCUCUCGCUGACCACGAGGUGCAGCGCAGCGCCGCAGCGGGCUGGACCGCAACCAGCGGCGGUGGCGGCAACACGCAGGCACAACAACAACAACAACAACAACAACAACAACAACAACAACAACAACAACAACAACAACAACAACAACAACAACAACAACAACAACAGCAGCAGCAGCAGCAGCAGCAGGGACCCGGUGAAACGCUGUUAGGGCCCGGUAUGUACCCGCAGGCAGCACCACUGUCACCACAAGCAGGCAUGCCGUGGUGGUGGACGCUCGACCCAAAUAUGCUGACAACAGCCCCAGCACCGCCGACUCCAGCCGACAUACAGAUGCUGCUGAGUGCAACAGCGCCGUAUGCGUGGGUGCUGGCCCCCAUGUGGUCUCCCCAGCAAGGGAACAACACCACCAGCGCCAACAACGGGGUUGCAGCGCCCACGACGACAACGGCCGUGGCUGCCACAACUGCGGCGGCAACUGCAGCAGAGACUGGCCAGCAGGCCGGCGGCCCCGCAGCCAACGUGUCGCCGGCACCAGGUGGUGAUGGCAACCUGAUGCUGGGGCAGCAACUGGCCAUGCAGCAAGCCUCGCCCCUCGUCUCACCAGCAGCAGCAACGGCGGCUGCUGCAACACUCCAAGCAAUACCUGCGUCUGCUUCGGCUGGCGCGUCAGUCAACCCCAUGGCACCACCCGUCCUGCAACAACAACAACAGCAGCAGCAGCAACAACAACAACAGCAGCAGCAGCAACAACAACAACAACAACAGCAGCUGCUGCUGCAGCAGCAACAAUUGCAGCAACAAUUGCAACAGCAGCUGCAACAACAACUGCAACAGCAGCAGCACGCGCGCCAGGCGAUGGGCCACAUGUUGCAGACGCCUGCCGCGUUUCCGGCGGUCAACGGCCUCUUCGUGGGCGGCAUGCUGCCGCAAGAUAUGCCUGCGCCUCCAUUUCUCCUGCCGUUCCACCGCCAGCAGCCGGGCCAACCCUUUGUGCCAUAUCCGCUACAACAAGGCGCGCAGGCAUAUCAUCGCCACGUGCAAGAUGCCCUUUCAAAACUGAGCGCACAACAACAACAGCAGCACCAGCACCAGCAAGAAGAAGAGGGGGAGGGGGAGGAGAAGCAACAACAACAACAACAACAACAACAACAACAACAACAACAACAACAACAACAACAACAGCAGCAGCAGCAGCAGCAACAGCAACAACAACAACAACAACAACAACAACAACAACAGCAGCAGCAGCAGCAGCAGCAGCAGCAGCAGCAACAACAACAACAUCCAGCACUGCAAUCCUCACAGGCACAAACGCAGUUGUUUGGUCACUUUGUCGGGGGAGCACCGCCUGAGGCAUCCCCACAACGGCAGCAAGCUCGGCGGAACCUGUGGCAUCUUGAAAAUGUGCAGCAGCAGCAACAGCACCAGCAGCACCAGCAACUACAGCAGCGGUUGCUUGACCAUGCCUCUGAUGGGCGUCCAACUGGGUUUGCACAGAUGCUGCAGGCCGUGCUGUCCCGCCACCCGUCGGAUGUCACGCCGCCGCCACAGUCACCAACCCACGCACAUGCGCUCGCUGCUCGCCUCGACCACAACGCGUCGCUCAUCCCUGAGCCGCCGACACCGGGCGAGGCGCGCUCCCCGCACCAAGUGCACGUCCACAGGCGCCAGCAACUGGAACAGCUGCGUGAACAGUAUCGCCAGUGGGAACUUGAGCAGCUGCGAGAACAGCAGCGCCAGCGGGAACUGGAACAACACCAACAAGCGAAACUGCAACAGGCACCACAACUGCUGACACGGCAACAGCCACAACAACUGCAACAGCAGCGGGCUCACCUGCGGUCGCUGGCUGCUCGUGGGCUAACGCCGGCGUCGCGGCGCCGUCGUCGCUCCAUGGGGCGAAGCGCUGGCGGUAUUGGAGGUGUUGCCGGUGGUGUUGUUGCACAGCCCAUCCCACUCUACUCGCCCACUGGUGCCGCAUCGCAAGCAGCACACGCAGGUACCGCACCCCACCACGCACACCACCACAUUCACCACCACCACCACCAGCCACUGCAACAACAGCAGCAACAGCAGCAGCAGCCACAGCCACUGCAAUACCAGCAACUGCAACAACAGCAGCAACUGCAGCAGCAACUGCAGCAGCCACAGCGGCCGUCGCCUGCAGCGCUGCGGCGGCUCGGGUCUGCCAGUCGGCCGGGCAAAGGGCGGCGGGGGUCCCGCACCAAGCCCGCGGGCCGCGUCACCCCGGAGCGCGGUCUCAACAAGGCGCACAAUUUUGAGUGGAUCAAGAAGUGGGUGGCGAGCGUGCAGAACCCUUCGAUUGACGGUUUCUCGUGGGAGGACGAGAACCGCGAUCGAAGCGGGCUGGUUGUUGAGCCGCAGGAGUCAGCAGCAACAGCAGCUGCUGCCGCUGCUGUUUCUCUGCACUCUACCCACUCUCACCACCACCAGCACCACCACGCACCCCAUCAACCGCAUCAGCAUCACCACCAUCAUCACCACCACCAGCACCACCACGCCGCUGUGACAGCAGCUGCCUCCUUGACUAGCGCGGGUGCGGAUGCAAUAACGCGAGCGCUGACAACGGGUACGAGCGGCAGCCCCAAUGGCAGCGGGGAUCAGGACGGUGCUUUGCUGCGGCAGUAUCACGACCUGCGGCAAAUGUGGAUAGCGGUGAUGCAGCGGGUGCGCAGCCAAAUGCCGCGAUUGGUGCACAGCAUCAGUGACCCAAUGGCGGUGAAGGCUGUGCUGCGCGCUUCCGGCAGGCCCAUCGGCGGCGGCGGCAUCAAGACCCCCACACCGCCUUCCGCAGGCAGGUCGCGUGCACGCCCACAGCCCCAACGGCCCGCCACCACUGCCACCACUACUCCGCUUAUCACCGCCGCCGCCGCCGCCGCCACGGCCAGCGCCAUUCCCCUCGUCACCGCUGCGACCGCCGCCGCCACCGCGACCACCACCCCCGCGGCGUUGGCGACGACGACAGCGGCAAGCAACCAGCUCUCGCACCUGUUUGUGCCCCCCGUGCCCACCCAUGGCCCGGGGGUGGUGCGGAUGGUGCACGGCGCAUCGCCAGCUGUCGGUGAUGCCUCUCGGCUGCGCGGGGGCGGUGGCCUGAGUGGCCGUGGCCGUGGCCGUGGCCGUCGUGGUCGCGGUGUUGGGGGUGUUGGGGGUGCUGGUGGUGUUGGUGGUGUUGGCCAGCAUGGCCAUGAGGGUGCGGGUGAACCAUCUCCAAAGCAGCCAAAGCGAUCGCCGCCCGAGUGA
Messenger RNA from Salpingoeca rosetta, 4502 nucleotides. RefSeq lists its product as uncharacterized. Bases 462 to 4502 code for a protein of 1346 amino acids. NCBI's taxonomy places the organism in Eukaryota, Choanoflagellata, Craspedida, Salpingoecidae. The transcript has 4 exons. The record is from RefSeq and is a predicted model, not a curated record.